AUGGACGCACUGGCCUGGCUGCUGCCCCCGCUUCUGCUGCUCUGCGCGCAGCAGCACCGCGGCACCAGGGCAAUGAAUGACAUUGGCGACUAUGUCGGCUCCAACCUGGAAAUAUCCUGGCUCCCCAACCUGGACGGUUUGAUAGAGGGCUACGCCCGCAACUUCCGGCCUGGCAUCGGAGGCCCCCCCGUGAACGUGGCACUCGCCAUCGAGGUGGCCAGCAUCGACCACAUCUCUGAGGCGAACAUGGAGUACACCAUGACGGUGUUUCUGCAUCAGAGCUGGCGCGACAGCAGGCUGUCCUACAACCACACCAACGAGACUCUGGGCCUGGACAGCCGCUUCGUGGACAAGCUGUGGCUCCCAGACACCUUCAUCGUGAACGCCAAGUCCGCCUGGUUCCACGACGUGACGGUGGAGAACAAGCUCAUCCGGCUGCAGCCCGAUGGGGUGAUUCUCUAUAGCAUCCGAAUCACCUCCACGGUGGCCUGCGACAUGGACCUGGCCAAGUACCCCAUGGACGAGCAGGAGUGCAUGCUGCACCUGGAAAGCUACGGCUACUCAUCCGAGGACAUCGUCUACUACUGGUCCGAAAACCAGGGUCAGAUCCACGGGCUGGACAGGCUGCAGCUGGCCCAGUUCACCAUCACCAGCUACCGCUUCACCACAGAGCUGAUGAACUUCAAAUCGGCCGGCCAGUUCCCCCGGCUCAGCCUGCACGUCCACCUCCGGAGGAACCGGGGUGUCUACAUCAUCCAGUCCUACAUGCCCUCCAUCCUUCUGGUCGCCAUGUCCUGGGUCUCCUUCUGGAUUAGCCAGGCAGCAGUGCCCGCCAGGGUGUCUCUAGGCAUCACCACAGUGCUGACCAUGACCACACUGAUGGUCAGUGCCCGCUCCUCCCUCCCGCGGGCAUCGGCCAUCAAGGCGCUGGACGUGUACUUCUGGAUCUGCUACGUCUUUGUGUUUGCCGCCCUGGUGGAGUACGCCUUCGCCCACUUCAACGCUGACUACCGGAAGAAGCAAAAGGCCAAGGUCAAGGUCAAGGAGCAGAGGGUCGAGAUGGACGUGAAGAAUGCCAUCGUGUUCUUCUCCCUUUCGGCCGCGGGCGUCACCCAGGAGCUGGCCGCGUCCCGCCGGCAGUGCCGCGUGCCUGGGAACCUCAUGGGUUCCUACAGGUCGGUGGAGGUGGAGACAGAGGAGACGAAGAAACAGGGGGCCCAGGGGGGCUUCCGUGCGCUUUUCAAGCCCAUCGACGCGGACACCAUUGACAUCUACGCCCGUGCCGUGUUCCCCGCGGCCUUCGCCGCUGUCAACGUCAUCUACUGGGCCGCGUACACCAUGUGA
Messenger RNA from Mesoplodon densirostris (Blainville's beaked whale), 1344 nucleotides. RefSeq names its product gamma-aminobutyric acid type A receptor subunit delta (gene GABRD). The record is from RefSeq and is a predicted model, not a curated record. Gene Ontology annotation, biological process: signal transduction; nervous system process; monoatomic ion transmembrane transport. Gene Ontology annotation, cellular component: membrane; synapse; GABA-A receptor complex. Gene Ontology annotation, molecular function: GABA-A receptor activity; neurotransmitter receptor activity; extracellular ligand-gated monoatomic ion channel activity. Lineage: Eukaryota; Metazoa; Chordata; Mammalia; Artiodactyla; Ziphiidae. Bases 1 to 1344 code for a protein of 447 amino acids. The transcript has 9 exons.